CAUAAUAACAUUGUUUUAGAGCCAUCAUUGUGUGUACCAUGAAACAGUGUCAUCCAGAGGCUACCUGUCAAGCAAGGAGCUUUAGAGAGAUUUAGGAUUUGGAUUGCAUUAGUGCAGCUCUGAGAGGGAGGGGCAAGGGAUUGCUGGAAAGAAAAUGCAUGCACUGAGUAAACAGAGAAAAACAGAAGAGCACAGAGAGGGACUGCUCGUCUGUAGUACAUACAGUGAAAUAGCAACUAUUUAGGAGUUAAGGAUGACUGAAAAAAUGGAAAUUAGUGUUUUUAGGUUAAAGUGUAAAGAAUGAGAAUGCUGUCUACAGUGUUUUUAUCAGAGUUUGGGUGUUCUGUGUAAUGCACAUCACACCUCAUGCUGAGACCCAUACUCUACCUCCUAUACACAUGGACAGGAGGACAGCCGGUCACCCCCUGCCCAGCACUGCAAAGGACUCAUUUGGUGCAGCUUUAGAUGCCAUCAGUGUGACCACAGAGCUUGUUGGUGAGGAACUGAAACCUCACUUGGACACCCUGCUGACUCUUGCUGUGGAGAGAAAACGUGGCCUAGCUGAGCAGGUGGUAGAGAGUGGCAUUCUGCCUGUUUUGGCUCAGGCUCUGAGGAGGAAGAGCUCUCUCACUAUACACACAGCCAGAUUGCUAGCUGAACUCGCUAGGGAGGCUCCAGUGAGAGACAGCUGCUUUGACACUGGCAUUAUAUCAGCCCUUCUGACACUGCUGCUCAGUAAGGACCAGGAUCUGCUCCUGCAUGUUAUCCGAGCCAUAGCGAGAAUCUGCUGUGAUAGCAAUUUACAGCAGGAGAGGAUGUUGAGGUUGGGAGCUGUUCCGCGGCUGGUGGCUGUUCUGCUGCAGCACUGUGAGAACUACCCCUUGCUGAGCUCAUGCCUGCUGGCUCUGUGUAACCUGGCUGAUAUGGGCGAACAGGACGACUCCAAGUUCGUGUGGGAGAAAAGCGGUCAGUUUGACCAGGGAGAGCAAGUGUUCCACGGCACUUCCCAGCACUCCUUUAGCUUUGUGUCAGCAGUGACUGUAGUCCGACUGAACCAGUGGUCUCCGGGACAGUACUCUGUGAGCGUGGAAGCACUUCAGAGAUGUUCCACGCUGUUAUGGGGAGCACAUAAUGGACGGCAGACCGGCUGGAGCUUACCACACAUGAGCUGCUGCCCCAAAUUCUACAAGGUUAUAAAGUACUCGGUCAAGAACAUUCCUAAGAACGGGAAUCUGAAGACUGCAGUAUUUCACACCUUACUGUGAUGAUGGAUAAUUGAAGGACGUAUCGGUGUAUAAGAAAAAUGUAUUUGAAAAAGAAGCUUUUAGUAGACUGACAAAGGAACAAUCUGACAUACCAUAAAUAUGGAUAUACUAAGAAGAGAAUCACCAACCACCAAAUAUUACCUGAUCUGUGGUGGUCCUGUGGGCUCCUCAUCACUAUAGAACAUGUCAAAAGGAGGAUAACGAAGUAUGCAAGACAACAAAAGACCUACAGACUGUAAUGGUAGAACUACAAAGUGCUCCAGCAUGAUCCAUGGAGCUGAGUGCAGAAAAUUAAGUGACCAGUGGGUGUUAGCUUUACAUGACACAAAGGGUAGCUGGUGUUUUUGAAAAAUAAUAAUAAAAUAAAAAUGGAUAACAUUUUUUGUAAAUACAGAGGCAAAGGAGUUGUGGCACACUUGUUAUUGUUCCUAAGUCUGUCAGAUCCAAGCGUCCAGGCAGAUUAAGUCUUUCCAAGCUUUGCACAGAACAUAAGAGGGGAUAGAGCCAGAGAUGCAGUCAGCUAGCUUUGUAACACUCUGUGCUAAGCAUCUAAGAGGCCUUACAGUAUUGGAUUCCACGAUCUACUGAAGGCUACAUAGGCUUUAACUAACACAAGGCCAGUUUAAAAAAAGGUAAACGAAGCCUUAUGUUCACAUAUAAUAUGUGAAAUACACUGAAUAUAUAUAUAUAUAUAUAUAUAUAUAUAUAGCCAACUUGUUUUAGAAUGAUUAGAAAAUUACUGAAAGGAGUCAGCUAGAUAAUGCAACUUUUAAUAAACUGUUUUAUAUACAUGGUAUGACAAGACAUUGCCACAAUUAUUUGUUUUUGUCCUAUUUUAUCAAUGUGAAGCACAAUUAAAGAAAUAAAAAAAUACAAUUAUACAACUCUUAGUUAAUUCUACCCUAGAGGUUAAUGUAUCUAAAUGAAUGAAUGUCAUAAUAAAGAUGUUAUGUCUGUU
Messenger RNA from Astyanax mexicanus (Mexican tetra), 2223 nucleotides. RefSeq lists its product as uncharacterized. Bases 351 to 1265 code for a protein of 304 amino acids. Gene Ontology annotation, molecular function: guanyl-nucleotide exchange factor activity; protein binding. Gene Ontology annotation, cellular component: cytosol. The transcript is spliced from 5 exons. Lineage: Eukaryota; Metazoa; Chordata; Actinopteri; Characiformes; Acestrorhamphidae. The record is from RefSeq and is a predicted model, not a curated record. Gene Ontology annotation, biological process: positive regulation of GTPase activity.